Mus musculus (house mouse) is the source of this 12705-nucleotide messenger RNA. RefSeq names its product zinc finger, DBF-type containing 2 (gene Zdbf2). The transcript has 7 exons. Lineage: Eukaryota; Metazoa; Chordata; Mammalia; Rodentia; Muridae. The record is from RefSeq and is marked validated. The coding region runs from base 579 to 8075 and encodes 2498 amino acids.
AUCUCCUCUUCAUCGCAUCUUUUCAAGCCAGUCUCGUUUUGAGAAAGGAGACGACUAGACCAGGCCAGCCUGGAAUCCCCGGUAUUCCGCGUGCGCAGUGCGGCUCAUGCUACGGUGAACAUCCCAUGCCUUGCACAGCAUGCAGAGCGCUGAACCUAAGGACCGAACUACUUGGUGACUAGUGCUUCAGUCGUCCAUCCGGUCAGGAAAAAUUUAGUACUUCCGGGUCACAGACAAAGGCCACAGUCAAGUUGUGGCGUCAUCUUUGAACUUGGCUUACCAGUGUGUGCAUUGCUUUCGGCCUUCACGAUAAACCUGUCUGAGAAGAUUCAGUGCUGGUUUCCCUAUCACUCCCUGUUUCACCUUGAGAAAAGCCUCCUGGUUCCAGGAAACUGAGUCGCCACGAGCCUUCUUCAGGGUAGCUUUCCGGCUCUGGUUUCCUCAUCUGGAACCCUCUGCAGUGUGCUUUGCCAGAUGCUUGUCAAGACUAAUGCAGCUGAUGAGAUGCUUGCUCUUUUCUGCUCAAGUUUGAGUGUUCGAGGCCAGUAGCCUCCUGACUGAUUGACUGACUAAUCAAGAUGCAGAAAAGGCAAGGGUAUUGCAGCUAUUGCCGUGUGCAGUAUACUAACCUGGAACAGCACUUGUUUAGUUCUCAGCACAGAAGCCUGACCAGACAGAGCAGACGUCGGACAGCUACUAAUAACACUCUGAUGGAACGCUUUUUGCAGGAUGUUCUGCGACACCACCCAUAUAAUUACCAAGACAACAGAUCUGCACCAAAUGAGCCAGAGGCGGCGGCAGCAGCGGCAGCAGCAGCAGAUCCUGGAUCACCUGAAGUGGUGGUGGUUUUGGAUGAUUCUGAUGAGAAGGAGGAUGAUACUGCAGAUAGCGGUGCAGAGAGGAACUCCGAGGAUUCAGGAUCUGUUGAAGAGAUAGAUUAUAGACCUGGUACUUCUCAGGAACACGCAGAAGUUGCAGUUCGACCAUCAGUUAUUCAAAAACUGGAACGGGGACAGCAGCAGUCCUUGGAAUUGGCUCAUAAAGUUGAGAGUGGUGUGAAAAAAGUUAAUUCAGUCGGUGUUGUUCAGGCUACAACUAGUGGAAAAAAGUUAGUGCGUCCCCCUGUGAUUUGUAAUGCUCCUGCCAGCUCUUUGCCUAGCGGCUCUUUCGAGAGACCAGUUGCGGCUAACAGUGUUCCUCGGUUAGUACUGGCAGUUGCUUCAGAUUCUUUUCCAGCUUGUGACACAGAGAACCUUGAAACAUACUUUGACUCCCCAGAUCAGGGCCCUAGCAACCCAUCAUCUCAACCCAAAACUAAAGACCCAAAAAAGAAACUAAGUAUAAAUUUAGACAAAUUGCUUGCACAGAGAAAUCUUAGGGCUAAGGGUGCGUCUUUUUCCCCUGUCGUACGAGUCCGUGAGCUAACAGGUUCUGAGCUUUGUUCUGUAAGAGCUGAGUCUUCUGAGUUAGAGGCAGGUACAGCAGGAAACCCGAGGGAGACUGACACACUACCAGAACAAGCACGUGAAGGUGCCAUUCCAAAGCGUCGUGAGGCAUCUCGUUCAAAUACAGUUCGUCCCCAAGAAGAAACACGUUUGGUUCUUAACAAGCCAACACUUCUGAAACAGAAGCGCUCAGUGAGUUCUGAAGAGAGGUUCAGUUGUGGGUCUCGUCAGGCAGUACCUGGUCCUUCCCAAGCUGCUGUACGUGACUUAAGUCUUUUGGAGGAGGAAGUGGAGGAGGAGAAGCAGGAAGAAGAGGAAGAGGAGGAGCAGGAAGAAGAGGAGGAGCAUGAAGAGGAGGAGGAGGGAGUUGACCAAGAAGAUGCGAGUUAUGAAUCUAGAGGUUCUGACAUGAGUUUUGAUUGUGGGUCCUCUUGUCAGUCGCUGAGUGCCCUAUCUGAACUGACCGCCAGAGAAAUAAAUGUAUCAGAAGAAACACAUGCUUAUUCUCAGCCUAGGAAUGAAACACCCACUGUUUCUGGAGCAACUUCAGAUAAUGGUAGCAGUUCUCGUCAGGUGAUUACACAGAACAUACAGCUCAUUAGUCUGGUUGAUGAAAGCUAUGAGUCUAGUGGCUCUGAAGUGAAUUUUGAUGGUGAUGACUCACUACCGUCAACUAGUCACCGUCCCCCACAGCCCGUGGAAGUAGUAGUGCCCCUUCGUUUGGUUGACAAGAGCUAUGGAAGUGGUAGCUCUGAACCAUGUGAGGAUUCCGGGUCCUCAGCUGAUGAGACUCCAGCAGCAUCAAGACAGCAGAAUCCUGUGAGGAACACCCAUGCAAACCUGGUUGAUGAGAACUACGGGUCAAGUAGUUUCAGCUCUGACAGUGAUGCAGCUCUGGACCAUCCCCAGGUGCCUGUUCAAGAAGGAAGCCCCAGAGGCAGAGCUGUCGGACAGGGAAAUGAAGAGCAGCCCAGUAGUGCUGAAGCACAUCCUGAACGUGAUGGUUCUCUUGAGACAGUGGCUCAUGAACUCCAGAGAGAAUCACAAGAAAUAAACCUUCCGAACCAGAAGAAUACCAGCCUUGGGGAUAUGAACUGUGAGUCUCAUGGUCCUGAAGUGGGUUUUCAUGCUGAUGCUCAAUUAGAGGCUGAUCAAUCUCCAGUAAACCCUGAGGAAGUAGAUCUUGACCUAGAAAAUCAGAGUGUUCACUCUGGCAUUUCUAACCUAAGUUUUGAUUCCAAUGCUUCUUAUCAGUCAGCUAAUGAUCAACCUCAAGGGGCUUGGGGUGAAGUAAAUCUCGAUGAGUUAAAUGUCGACAUGGAAGUUAAGAGCAAUGGCUGCUCCAGUUCUGAGUUGACAUUUGAUUCCGAUUCCCCUCUUCUGUCAGUUACUGAGCGGUCUCUGCUGGAUUUUGAAGGAUUAAACGAAGAUGACUUUAACCUGGAAGAUGAAAACUGUGUGUCAAGUAGUUCUGACAUAACUUUUGAUUCUGAUAUUCCCGAUGACUCAGUAGCUGACCAACCUCAAGUAGCUGUUUAUGAGGAGGAACCUGUUGGUCUGGAAAAUAAGAGUAAUGAAUCUUGUGUUUCUGGAAUAACAUUUGAUUCUGAUAUUCCUCUUCAUUCAGGAAAUGAUCACCCUGAAGUAGCUGUUAAAGAAGUAAUCAUUAAGGAAGACGAAAACGUUCACUUAGAAGGGAAGAAUGACAAUCCCAGUGGUUCUGAAAUAUGUUUGGAUUCUAAUGUCCCUCUUCAUUCAGUGACUAAUUCUGAUGUAGCUGUUAAAAAGAUAAAUCCCCCCAAAGAAGAUCAGGUACAAAUAGAACAAAUUGAACAAAAGGAAAAUGAACCUACUGAUUCUGAAUUAAAUUUGGAUUGUAACUCUGUUAAUUCAAAGCCCGGAUGUUCUGAAGAUCCCAUUAUAUUACGUGUUUCUGAAACAAGAUUGGAUUCUCAUGUCCCCUUUCAGUCAGUUAUUCGCAAAUGUGAAGUAGUUGUCAAAAAUGUCUGUCUUCAAAAAGAAAAGCAUGCUGAGUUAACAAGUAAAAGCACGGAAUCUCAUUCUGAAGUAAGUUCAGCUUCUACUGCUUCUCACCCAGUGACAGAACCUUAUGUAGGUAAAAAGGCAAAGAGAAAGACAAAGCAUCUUGAGGAAGUCAACAGUGAUGAUGAAUAUGGUGGCUCUCAACCAACUUUCAAGUUUGAUGUUUUUCCUCGGACAAUGACUGAAAAACCUCAACCAGCUGCUUUGAAAGAGGGCCAUGCUGACCCAAAAGAUAAAAUUACUGAGCUUAGAGGGAUGGCCGUAAAUGUGAAUACUGCUGAUUGUCUUGAUUCAGUCCUUAGCCAGCCUCAGUUAGCCUCAAACGAAAACUGUGUUGAACUGAAAGACACCGAUGGCAAACCCAGUGACUCUAAAGCAAGUGCUGAUUCUACUGGCCAUUUUCACUCCCUGCCUAAACAAGAGUUCGAUGUGGUUUCAAAAAUGAACGAGUGGAAAAAAGAGGCAAAGGUUCUUGAACAGAAGAUCAGUGAUCUUAUUUAUUCAAAAAUAAUACAUGACUCUAAUGUUUCUUUUCGUUCUGCAAUGGAUCAACUUGAACUAGCUCUUAAACAAAUAAGUCUUGGUAAUAAUGACCAAGUGUCCUUGGAAGAUAACAGCCAAGAUACAUGUUCUGAGACAAAUUUGGAUUCUGGUUUCUCAGUCCAGGCAGUAGUUGAACCACCUGAACCUGAAGUAACUGUUUUGGAGCCUGAACAUGUUGAACAAGAAGGUAGAAAUAACGUGCCUUGUGAUUCUGAAGUAAGCGUUGAUGCUAAUGGCUCUGUCCAGUUAGAGGCUGGUCAGCAUAGUGAAAGUGGUGAAAACAGAAGUCAGAAGGAUACAGAUGACACAGAAGGUAAGAGGGAUGAUGCUCAGGGUUUUGGAAUUACAUGUGAUUCCAAUGUCCCCCAGCCAUUGGCCGGCCACAUUGAAGUAGUUCAGGACAUUGACCAUUGGAAGGAUCAUGUUGACUUGGAAGAUAAGCUUGGUGAAUCUAAAAACUCAAAAGUAAACUUUCAUUCUGAUGAACCACUUCAGGCUGUGACUAACGCAACACAAGAGCCUGUUGAAGAAAUAAAUUUACCGAGGGGACGUGCUAGUCCAAAUGGUAAUGGCUGUGAGCCCUAUGGCUCUACAAUAGUUCCUGUUACGAAUGUCAUUUUUUGCUCAGUGAUUCAAAAACCACAACGUUUGCAAAAAAAGUGUACCAGUUUGAAAGAAAACAGCAGCAAUCCUUGUCCUGAAGUAAAUGUUGAUUCCUGUGAUGGUCCUGAAGUGAGUGUUGAUUCUAAUGAUCCCUGUCAGUCAGUAGCAGGCCACCUUCAAAAACCUGACAAGGAAAUGAAUCUGAAGGAAGACCAUAUUUACCUGGAAGAUAAGAGCUACAAGCUAGUUGACUUUGAACCAACUUAUGAUUCUGACGAUCCUGUUCAGUUUGUGACAGUUCCAUCUGUAGAGGCUGUGUCUAUCAAAGAAGUAAACUUGCAAAAGGAGAAUCCUGAUGACCUAGAAAAUGAGAACUUUCAGCCAUGUUGUUCUGAAGUAGCAUGUAAUUCUGCUGUUCAUCUGCAGUCAGAAGCUGACCCACCUCAAGUGGCUUGCAAAGAAGCAGACCUUGACAAGAAAGCGCUUGACAUAGAAGACAAGGGCAGUGUAACUUGUGUGCCUGAAGUGGUGUAUGAUUCUGACGUCUCUUUUCAGAUAGUAGUUAACCAGGUUCAGACAUCAGAUGGAGAAACAGACUCACCACAGGUGGUGUUUGUGGAUGUUGUGUCCAGUGAUAGUGACUGUGACCGGGAAGUAAUUUCUGAUUCAAAUAUCCCUCUUCAGCUAGAGCCACCUCAGAUGACUGUCAAAGAAACCAGUGAUAUAAACACAGAUUCUCUUGGUUCUGCAGCAAACGAAAAGUACUAUUGUAAAUUCUGUGGUUGUGAUUAUGAAGCCUCUCAGUCAGUGACAAACCAAUCCAAGGAAAGUUUUAAAAUAAUAAACAGGAAAAAUGACUAUAUUAUCCUAGGCGAUUCUACUUGUCCAUCUUGUGGUCAUGAACUCAAUUUCAAUGUUGAUCCUUCUGAUCAGCCCACUACCUGCCAGUUACAACAGCCUGAUCGUAAUUUUAUUGACCCAGAAGAUAAGAACUUUGGAUCUAAAUGUCCUAAAAGAAAAUUAAAUUGGGAAGAUACUGCUCAUCCAGUGACUCACCAACUACAGAAAACUGGAGAAGCCACCAGUCUUCGGAAAGAUCAAAAAAAUAGAUUCAAAAGAGAUAGGGGCUGGGAAUCCAGUAGUUUUGCAGGAGACCAUGCUGCCUAUGCUGUGUCAGUGAUUCGCCAAACAGCUUUGAACUCCUGUGGAUCUGAGCUAAACUUUCAAGAUGAUACCUUCUAUCACUCUGACAUUGACCCACCUCAACCUAAGAAAAAAGGCCAGGGUAAGAAAGUGACUUUUGACUUGAGAGUAACUAAGUAUGAAUAUCCACCAAACCCAAUGUACGGGGAAGGAGAAGAGGUUGCAGAAGAUGAUCUUAAGGAAGUAGUAGUUCAUGAAGCCUCACCUCAGGGUCAGGCUCCUCCAUCAAUUGUUGGAAAAACAUGUCCUCAGGGGAGAGAAGAUGAUGUGAAGACAAACACACAGGCAUGUCAAGGUUAUUUCUAUAGUUACUAUGAUGGUGGCUCUGAGACCAAGAAAAUUCUUUUGGGUGAAGAAGAAAAGACCAUUAGGUCUGACCUUAAUCAGAACACCACAUCAAUUCAACAUGUUAAAGGUAAAGUUGGAGACACUGGUGACUUUUCAGUGGACUUAGGUAAACAGUCUUGUUCCUUAGCAGAGGGGCUUCAUCAGCAACAUGGGCAGGUGACUUCUCAGAACCAAGUAGAAGUGAGAUGUGGAAUUCAAGCAAGUUCUGGGAAGAAAAGGAAAAUUACAGAACAAGAAGAGGACUCACCAAAGAGGAAGUGUUUCCACCAUGAUAGCCAGAAGAAGAAAAAGGCUCAAGCUGGGAUAACUGAGCUACCUGAACCACAAACUAAAGUUUUAGAGCCUGUACAGCCCGAUUCCUUGGUCUAUAUUUUUUCUUCUCUAAGUAUGAAGGAAGAUCAGUCUUUGAAUCCACCUAAAACAAAGCCUGGCAGUGACAGUGAUUUGCCACAUAUAUACAGUUGUAGAGAACACACCUCUUCUGGCCCACGACGUAAGAGAACUGUAAUUAAUCCUCCACAGAACCUAAUGGUACCAGAAGUUGGCAUUGAUCUUAAUAGGCAUGACCCAAAGCCCAAUGCAGGAGACGAUAGUGCCAAAAGACAAAACCUGGUUUCAACAUCUUUUAUGGCAAUGCCGAAAAAAUCUGUGUUAAAGUUCCAGAGGACCAAUCAAUCUUCAUUUCUAAAAAAAUCAGAAGAUGUGGGUGCUACUCAAGUUCCAAAGGAUAAUUUCCAGCAGACUCUUGUAAAUCGUGAUGGUGCCAAAAAAUUUCCCAAAUCAGUUAAAAAGGAAGAUCUUGAAAGUCAAAAUCAAAGGAAAUUUUGGAAAAAGAAGAUGGUUGCUGCAAAUAAAUUAUGCCUCAUCAAAAAUGCGUAUAAAACAAUGGUUCUCCGGAAAAAAUCAAAACUAGCUUCAGAAAAGCUGGCUAUUUGGAUUCAGCUGAAAGCGACCGACAUCAUCAGGAAGUAUGUCUCUAGAUGCCAUGGUCUUAUGCCCCGGAGGCAUCUAUCAAAGACUGUUCUUAUAAGAAUGCAACUGAGGAAGAAGAAAAUAGUUGCCAGGAAGAUAAAGGAAGCCAAGAGAGCAGCUGAAGCACUAGCGCUCAAGCUCUCGCGCCCCUCGUGUCCCCCGCGGGCCCCGUGCCCCCCGCGGGCCCUGUGCCCCCCUCGCGCCCCGUGCCCCCCGCGGGCCCUGUGCCCCCCUCGCGCCCCGUGCCCCCCGCGGGCCCUGUGCACCCCUCGCGCCCCGUGCCCCCCGCGGGCCCUGUGCACCCCUCGCGCUCCGUGCCCCCCGCGGGCCCUGUGCACCCCUCGCGCCCCGUGCCCCCCGCGGGCCCUGCGCGCCCCCUGCCCCCCACGGGCUCUGUGCUCCCCGCGCGCCCCGUGCCCCCCGCGGGCCCUGUGCCCCCCUCGUGCCCCGUGCCCCCCGCGAGCCCCGCGGGCCCCGUGCCCUCCGCGGGCCCCGUGCCCUCCGCGGGCCCCGUGCCUCCCGCGGGCUCCGUGCCCCCCGCGCGCUCCGUGCCCCCCGCGCGCCCCGUGCCUCCCACGCGCCCCGUGCCUCCCGCAGGCUCCGUGCCCCCCGCGGGCCCUGUGCCUCCCGCGGGUUUCGUGCCCCCCGCUCCCCCUGUGCGCCCCGUGCCCCCCGUGCGCCCCGGUUCUCCCAGCUGGUGCUGAAGAGCAGUUGAGCACUACUGCAGGACCUGCAGAGCUGCCUGCUCAUCUUUCCAAUGCUGGAGGAAUAAAGCGCUACAGGAAAACUUACUUCCGGAGAAGGAAGAGACUUCUUCCAGUGAGAGAAUAUGACCUGAGAAGCUUGAGUUCCACAACAAAUACCGACAGGAUGGUGACACGGCUUGCAAGCAAGUCGAAAAGCAAUGAGGCAAAAUAAAAGUGCGCGUCGCGUCGUAGCGGAUGGAGACCUCAGUCCUUCACUUGGAUGGAACACAUUUGAGACUUGAAUGCACAUACUUUUCCCAGCUUUGGUGGGGAAACUGACCUUACACUAUUUUGCUACAGAUAUUAUUUUUCGGAGAUUUUAUAUUCAUUUAAAAUUAGUGUUUAGGGUCCUUUUUUUUUCUUUUAAAGAUUUAAAAGCAACCUUUGUCCCAUUUAUGUAGAAGAGCUUCAUCUUAAUUUGUCUCAUAAUUUAGCAUACUAUAUAGAAUUCUGUUCCUUAAAUCAUGUCCUCUGAAAAUCUUUCGUGCCAAAAAGUUAUAACACUGGGAGAAUGAACAUAGCAAGCUUAUUAAUUUCAUCUUUUAAACAAUUGGGACCGAUAUCUAUUUACUUAGUUACCACACUUCCAAGUUGAAUAGCCAGUAGGUAUUCUAACUGGAUAAAUAAAAAGAGCGACAUUGUGCUAUCUCGGUUUUCAAGUAUCUCAGUUUUGUGAUCAAACGAUCACAAAAAUAUAUAACUUCUUUUUCUUUUAAAGUCAUUCCAUAAAAUAUUUAAUCCAGUUUUUUUAAGCACCUGGUGAAAGACAAAUUCUUUUUCAUUUAAAUUGGAUCUGCAGUUCUGUAGCUUUUCUCAUUUGCACACAUACCCACAGAUCUUUUUGUUAACAUUAUUAAGUCUUACGUGGAAAAGAUUUUGCAAAUGUGAAUAAGCUUUGAAGGUACCUUUUCUCCCUUUAUUAGUAAUCUAAAAUGAAAAUCCAGGUAAUUUUAUCAUCUUAUUUACUAAUAUUUUGGAUAACAUUUUUAAAAUGAUGAGCUUAAGCUGUUGGUUUGAUAAUGGCAUGUGGACUGGCCAUUAAUUGUCAUUAGUGAAAAACUUGACAUUUCAGAAAAAUUAAGUUAAACUAGUAACCUAACUAGAGACCUACUUUUCAAGUGAAAAACAGUUUAUACAUCAGUUUAUCUUAAACUAUCUAAUUAUAUUAAACUAGCUAGAUAGUUAAAGGUUAAGCCAAUUUGACAUUUUGUCUUAAACUACCUAAUUGAGUUUAACAGUUGAGAUAAAGAGCUUGGAUACACAGUGUGAACCUCUGUGGUACUUGAGUCUAUUCCUUUGAGGGUCAUUGACUGAGCUGGUGCAGAUGCAUCCCCUUUUCUUGUUCAGUCAAGACCUGGAUCUUUUUCUGUCAUUGAUGUUAUGAGGAAACACGAAGUUUCCCUUUACUGUGUAACUACUAUAUUUUAUUGAAACUAGAGUCAGUGUUAAGAUGUGUCUUGAUUUCAGAGAUAAAACUGUGUUACCUUAGAAUUAAUGAAAUAUCAACGUGGUUUUGUUCCAGGGGCCAUUAUUUAACCUGUGAGUCGUUAAUGGUGAUACUAUAGUCAUCUCUUUACUUCUAAAUAUAAGUGGUAAUUAUAUUGCAGAGUGGACAAAUGUGCUUUUUUAGUCGGCAAGUAACGUGUUUAAUUUUUUCAACCUUGCCUCUUUAUCUUACAAACAUUUUAAUUUCUUUAAAACAUUCUUAAUGGGCUGCUAGUUUUUUUUUAAAUCCUCAAAAUUUAAUUAAGGAAGAAAACUCUUUCACUGAUUAUGAAGUAAACAUGAAAAAGUAUUCUUUGUAGGUAUUAAUGUCUUUUGCAGCUCCCAGACACCAUUAAUAAACACUCUUGUAAUGGAGGUUAAAAGUGAGAGUUCAUACCUAAAUAACCUACCAUGUAAUUAUGCCAGAUUAUAUCUAUUGUGAUUAUGUCCCGCAAUGAAUAUUCAAAUAAUCAAAAUUUAAAGUUAAAAAAUUCAUAAUUUGGAAACUUGUCUAAGGACCUUUUAAAGGGAAAGCAAGGAAAAAAUUAAAAUGUAAAAUUAACAUCACCAAAAAUAUAAAAAUGUCUGGUACAGAAAUUAUGGCUUUGUUUAGCAUUUUGCAAAUAUUUACUAACUUCUUGUAAGGAUUAUUAUUUUAGACAAGAUUGGAAACUUACUUAAAAUGGUAAAACUUAAGUUAAAAGUGAAUUAUUUUAGAAUUUGAUAGGAUAUAAGAUGUGCCCCUUUGUCUACAUAAAUGUUGAUUUAAUUUUCAGGCUAGGUUGAAACAAUUGGUUAUUUUGUGUAGUCAAGAGUGCAUUAUAUUCUUUCAAUAGUAAUACAUCAAAUUACAACCAUAUCAUUUCAUUAAUCUUGUCCCUUUUAGUAUCUUGAAUAGAUUUUUAUUGUGAUUGUCCUGGUGAAACAGUGUGUGGACAAUAUUGUGUAAAGAGUGGUUUUUUUGCAUUUGUGCAUUUUAAAUUAUUUAUGUAACUAGGGCUCUGAGUAACACGUUUUGUUUUGUUUUGUUUUGUUUUGCUUAAAGAAAAGCUAUAUUUAAAUAUUCAAAUAAUUAUAUAUUUCCAUGUAAAACUAAUGUGAAGACCGAUGUAUUUUUUAUAAUGCAAUUUAAAGUGUAAACUUGUUUUGAUGUUAUCAAGAUAAAUUUAUUAAAUAUUGAAAUUUGUGUGUACUCUCUCCUAAUGUUAGAACCUUUUUCUGGAAAUACUUAAAAAGAAUCAGAGAGUAAUUAAGGCUGAAGUAAUUCUGUAAAAGGCCUGAGAGAUGAUAAAUAAGAGAAUGCAAAUGUUGAUGCUGGCGAGAAAAUUGUUUAACCAAAGAUACAUAGGUUGUACUCACAUAAGUAAUUAUUUCAAAAGAUUAAACAACCACUAAUUUGCCUGGAGGAGUGAUGGGGCAGCUGUUUGACUAGCACGCCUGCACUGAAAGGAUUGAGUUCAGGAGGCAGGAUCCAUACCACCAUCUGACGCCCUCUGGGAAAUGACCAACCCCAAAGCCUUCCAUCUCUCUCCGUGUCUUCUGGUGCCAUAGCAUCUGACAGUGAUGACAGGAUGGCAUGGACAGGUGCCUGAGAGAAUAGUGACAUAAGUGCUUCUGACCCUAGAAUUACUGACUUGGAACAUUUGUUGGUCAGGGAUUUUCGAGUGAGAAUUAUCUUCCUAUUUACAAUGAGAAGUUACUACUUUUUAGUAAAGGACUUUUAUGUUUAGAAACAUGGAAUUAUAGAAUUAUACACCAAAAUGCCAACUCAAGUAAAUUCAAAGUGAGGAGACAUAGCUUUUUUUCAUCUCUUACUCAGAUGAACUCAAAUAUUGAGGGAAAAAUUAGUUAAAACAUUUCCCUUUCUUCUUAUACUUCAUGUGUGUAAAGUUCUAAGUGUUUUAAGCCAUGGGCUUAAUUUUUCAAAAUUAUUUGCUUUAAAUAAAGAUUGAAUUCAGGAUAAAGUAUAGUUUGUUGCUGGAUCUUUAUAUUAUUUCUAGGUUUAUUUAUUUUAAUGACUUUUAAACCUGGAAAUCAGUUUAUUUCCCAGAUUUAUUAUUCCCAAAUUUAGUAUAUGUACAUAUUGAGGUGAUCUUGAGUACAGCACAGUGUCCCAAACUUUAACUGUAUCAUGUCCCUUGAUCUUUGUAUUUGGGAGCCUUGUUGGAUACUAUAACGAUCACUGUGAAGUGAGAACAUUGAGGCAUAGAGUAGUUAACCCCCUUCCUACCCGUAGCAAUGGGCCAUCUUCUAGUCUCUAUCCCCUUAGAGUCAUCUUCUCUGUUUACUUCAUAUAAGCAGUACCUUUAUGUUUCUCUCUCUCUCUCUCUCCUUUGUUUCAUUUAUCAUGAUUAGGUGUUUUGUUGUUGGUUAGUUGGUUUUGAGAGUCUCCUAGUUAUAGCAUGCUGAGCAUUUUGGGUUUUAAAAUUACUUUUUAGCAGUUAGUUUUAAAUCUACUUAAUUUUUUUUAUAUAUUUAUGCCUCUGAGAGUUGAAUCCAGGGCCUUGUGCAUGUGAAUCAAGUGCUCUGCUGCAAUGUACCUCCAGCUCUCAGUCUUGAAUGACACCACUACCAGAACCUUUCUCUCCUGCCAACAGACGGGAAAGCCAGCAGGUGCGAGGCUAGCUUUGUUCCCUGCAUGGUUCUUAUUAUCUGAUUCCUCCUCAGAUCCAAGACUGGACAGCAGAGUUGCCUUUUAGAGUGUUCCUGUGGUUCACUUGAGUGUUGUAUGCUCUCGUGGCCUUUGACUCCUCUUUACCUACCCAUCAUGCCACUCUUCCCUGUGCUCAGUUCUCAUUUUCACCAUCAACACAUCACCUCAUGCUCUCAAUCCUUUCACGGUGGAGUGCUUGCAGGUAACUGAGAACAAGAACCAACAAAUUGCUGGGUUUUAAUCCAGUUGUGCCACAGAGCCAGGAAGUGUGUUGGCAGCCUCUUGGUUAAGUUGCUCUCCUGCAUAUUUAGAUACUUACUGUCAAAAUCAGGAAGUCAGCAUUGAUCUCACCUAUCUACUCUGCAGACCGUAGUCAAAUUUUGAAAAUUAUGUCAAAAUGCCCCUUGUAGGUCCUGGAUUUGAUCCACAGUUAUGGACUUCAUAGAUACUUUGUUGUUUCCUCAGUGUGGAGCAGUUUCUCGCCUGUCUGUACUUGGUAGCAUGGCAUUUUGAAGGUACUGGUUUAUUUGUGGAAUAUCCUUGAGUUUGAGCUUGUCUGAUGUUUCUUUGUAAUCUAUGCAUUUUUGGAAUUUGAAAUUUGUGUUCUCAGUGUGUAUUAACAGAAGCCAUGUGAUGUCAGUUUGAAUAAAUGUGGUGAUAGAAU